Cryptococcus amylolentus CBS 6039 is the source of this 282-nucleotide messenger RNA. RefSeq lists its product as hypothetical. NCBI's taxonomy places the organism in Eukaryota, Fungi, Basidiomycota, Tremellomycetes, Tremellales, Cryptococcaceae. The transcript has 3 exons. The record is from RefSeq and is a predicted model, not a curated record. The coding region runs from base 1 to 282 and encodes 93 amino acids.
AUGUCGUUAUCAGCCAGUACACCAGUGGUCUCGCCCUCGUCAAUGCCCCUACCACAAACCCAAGUCGAAGAAAAAGCUUUUCCCGAGAAAGACUGCCUAACAUGCCGCCUCACCGGUGCCGGCGCCUUCACGGGAAUAGGUAUCUACGCUAUUAUCCAAGCCAAUAACCAAGGAGCGUUCAAAAAGAUCAGACCGCCUGGGGCGCCUGUGGUGGCGGGGAAAGUGACGGCUUUGAUUGGUACUGUGUUCAUAGGUCUUGGAAUAGGCAGGUUAAUCAUAUGA